Olea europaea var. sylvestris is the source of this 1274-nucleotide messenger RNA. RefSeq names its product transcription factor LAF1-like. The coding region runs from base 134 to 982 and encodes 282 amino acids. The transcript is spliced from 3 exons. NCBI's taxonomy places the organism in Eukaryota, Viridiplantae, Streptophyta, Magnoliopsida, Lamiales, Oleaceae. The record is from RefSeq and is a predicted model, not a curated record.
UUCUUUAUAUUCUUGAGAACGAGCAAGCUAGCCUCAGAUUGAGUCUCAUUUCUCUGUACUCCCGGUUUUCCCUUCUGAUCUUUUACACACACAUAUAUAUACGAAGAAAAUCAUAUACUCGAGUUGUUUAAAAAUGGGGUUCAAACCAGUCGACAAGCUUAAAAUCAAGCACAAGAAGGGAUUAUGGUCACCAGAUGAAGAUCAGAAACUUAGAAACUACAUCCUGAAACACGGCCAUGGCUGCUGGAGCUCGGUUCCCAUCAAUGCUGGUUUACAAAGGAAUGGAAAGAGCUGCAGAUUAAGGUGGAUUAAUUAUUUAAGACCAGGAUUAAAGAAAGGAACGUUCAGCACAGAAGAGGAGGAGACAAUCCUGGCCCUUCAUCGAAUAGUAGGCAACAAGUGGGCUCAAAUAGCACAACAUUUGCCUGGAAGAACUGAUAAUGAGAUAAAGAAUUACUGGCAUUCUUAUCUGAAGAAAAAGUUAGCAAAGCUAUACGGAAGUACUGAAACUUGGGCGAAACCUGAAUCAGCAGUUGGGCAAAUGGAAAAUGUGAACUCUUCAUCUUCUUCCCCGAAGUCGACUACUCAAAACUCAAGUUUGGACUCAUCUGAACACAUGGAAGGAUCAUUAAUGGAUACAGAUCAAUCUAAUAAACAAAAGACUCGAGCCCAAAAUUUUAAUUUGCCCAAAAUUCUCUUCGCUGAGUGGUUCUCAUUAGAUCAGUUUCAUGACAAGGAUUUGCAGAAUUCUGGCAAUUUCAAGAAUCCUUUUAACAACCCUAGUACAAACUUUCAAGACGAAUCUAUUCUUGGUUUACUGCUUGAUGAUCAGACGGCUGGGAGGGAAAUGCAUACAAAACCAAACAACUAUUCACUUGAUGAUAUAUUUUUUCCACCGUUUGAUCAAGAUCAGAUUUUGGAAAGGGGGCUUGAUUAUUUUCCUGGUGAAUUCAGCAUGAGUUGUGAUGAAAUGUAUUUAUGAAGGGCGCGUGUACCUAUGUAUGAGCAACUUCAAGAGAGAAUAACCUCUAAAUGCAAUAACAAUUAUAAAGCAGGAUAGUGAGAAUCCAUGCACAGUAAUGAUUGGUUAUUGUUCACUUGAAGUUGCUAGUUAGGACACACUUUCUUUGUUAUUUCUUCACUUAAAGUUGCUUCUUCGGACACGUGUCCAUUGUGAGUACAUUAGAAGCUAAAGGGCCAUACUGUAAUAAUUUCAUAAACGGACCGUUGCUGAUUAGACUUGAAAUGCACGACUUUUCUCUGGUUUGAUCUCA